Molecule: messenger RNA, 465 nt
Organism: Ilex paraguariensis (yerba mate)
Lineage: Eukaryota; Viridiplantae; Streptophyta; Magnoliopsida; Aquifoliales; Aquifoliaceae
Source: the annotation of a GenBank genome assembly
AUGGAUACUAACAAAAGGGUGGAGCCAAGGCCAUCACCAUCAAGGAAAACAAGGUGUACACAAAACAAAUGGUGGAAGAUAAAGGCGAUGAAUUGNUUUCUUUCAGCAUGCAUUCUGCUUUCAGAAAGUAUGCCUUCUGCUUCAUUCAUUACGAAACUUGUUUUAUUCACAUCCAAUGGUGGAGCCAAGGCCAUCACCAUCAAGGAAAACAAGGUGUACACAAAGCAAAUGGUGGAAGAUAAAGGCGAUGAAUUGGAGGAGGAGGAGGAAGAAGAAGAAGAAGUAGGAGGAGAAGAAGAAGAGCCUUGCGAGGUUCAUGCGAAGAAAAAAAUGUAUCUUGUUGGUGGGUCUGGUGAGCAAGUGUCUAGUGCUGGUGGUGGUGGGGGAUGGGUGGCGCGACCUUGCUGUCAAGUGGAAAAGUGCACCAUCGAUUUGAACGAUGAAACAUUACCACCGACGCCAUAA